Rotaria socialis is the source of this 327-nucleotide messenger RNA. Lineage: Eukaryota; Metazoa; Rotifera; Eurotatoria; Philodinida; Philodinidae. The record is from the annotation of a GenBank genome assembly.
AUGGCAACAUGUACUCUGACAUCUGGAUUAUGUAAUGGCAUACAAGUCAUUGUUCCUCGUGUUAGUGUCAGUCAGAAAUCUUCAUCGAAAAACGCUGCUAAUUUCACUAAUUUUGUUGAAAUGAAUGACAUAAAAAGUUUAGCUGAAGCUGAUGAAUUUGAAUGUGUACGAGUUGGACAAGAAUAUUAUGCAGAUUAUUUAGCUACUUAUCCACAUUUAUAUUCACUUAAUAUUUCAAAUACUUAUCAGCAAAAUUAUGAAUGGAAUGAUAAUUUACUUCGUCGAACAGUUCAAGGUUUUGUUUCAGUAUUACUUUCAUUACGUUAG